Nematocida homosporus is the source of this 771-nucleotide messenger RNA. RefSeq lists its product as uncharacterized. The transcript has a single exon. Lineage: Eukaryota; Fungi; Microsporidia. The record is from RefSeq and is a predicted model, not a curated record. The coding region runs from base 1 to 771 and encodes 256 amino acids.
AUGCUGAGAGGUUGGUUUAGACUAGGGUUGAUAUUUGUUUUGUUAAGCUGGAGUGGACUAAAUGCGAGUCUUGUGCCAAAGGAUAAGGAGUGUCGGAAUAUGGCAUUUCGGCUUACUCCCAUUAACCCAAUCAUGAAUCCCGAGGAUCGAAAAUACUUCAAACGAGCAAUCCCGAGAAUUAUCCAUGAGAUCAGAUUGGGCGAGGACAUCGAUGAAAAUAGAGAUCUAAGUGGGAAUUGGGGCGCAUACUGUGCGGAAAUGGGGUUUGAACACCAUGUCUGGACCGAGCAUACUCCCAACGUGGACAGUGUGUUUGCUGAAAAUAAUGCGGCACUAUUCCAUCAAUUGUGCGAAGAGAAGUGCUAUGGCAGUGCCGAGGACGUCUUGAAGUAUGAAUUGCUUCGGCAUUUUGGAGGUAUUUUCGUGGAUGAAAGCAUUAGUCCGCCUGAAACUGCGGGGGUGUAUGUUGAUUUUGGCAUGAUUGUUCCUCUUAGAGGAUUGCAAGUUCUGGUGAGUAAAGAAGCGAUCGAUGUUGGCAAUAGUGCACUGUAUGCGGAUACCAGACUAAUUGGUGCUUGCAAGAACCACCCAGUUCUAAAAAGCAUUUCCAAGCAGAUAGUUGGCAAUGCCCAUCGGUAUCGCAGAAAGACCGAGUCUCAUGUACGAAAAUAUGCUACCGGCGAAAGGUUGUUUUCCAUGGCGUUGACCGGAAUUGUUGGAGUUCUUCAACCGGCAUACAUUGAGCAGUAUGGCAUGUAUACAGGUGAAUAA